AUCUUUUGCAGGACAUGAAACCAAUCCUUUUACGUACCCAGUAUCGUUGUCAUCCGUUGAUCAGCUCGAUAUCAAACAGAUUAUUCUAUAACGACCAGUUGUUAGACGGUGUCAAUGCCGAGGAACGGAAGCCUCUGGUUGAUUUCAUCCCUACGCUGUGUUUCUACGAUGUUGCGAAUGGCAAAGAGGAGUGUUCCCAGGAUGGAAGUUACUUCAAUACUUCUGAAGCAAAAUUUGUUGUCACUUUAAUCAAAUCACUUCUGGAAUCGGAAAUUGAGCCGAAACAAAUAGGGGUUAUUUCGCAGUACAAAUCACAACUGACUGCCAUCAACAAUUCGUUGUCUGCAGACGGAGCGACAUCUCAAAAAGAGUUGGCUGGCAUACAGAUAUCGACUGUGGACGCGUUUCAAGGUGGUGAAAAAGAUGUCAUAAUUCUCUCGUGUGUUAGGACAAAACACAUAGGAUUCAUCGACUGUGAAAGACGAACGAACGUCGCUUUGACCAGAGCAAAAAGACAUCUUUGUAUCGUUGGCCGUGGAAAAAUGUUAUCCUCCAAUGCUCUGUGGAAGAAGAUUCUCACGAUUUGUCGAGAUUCCCCUUUGGGUUUACAAUCGUCUGAAUCCUACGUCAAGGAAUGGAAAGAAAGACGCCCCAAGACUGAUGGUUCUUCCUCAGGGCCAAAGAAGAGACGGAAUUCUAGGAAAGGUGGUGGGCCAGGUGGGAUUAGGACCACGCCCAAAUUAUCCAACAGAACUCUCACUGGACAGACAGUCGAUACUUGCAAGUCUGUUACAGCAUCUGGUCAAACUAAAACGAAGAGACCAGCAUCGAUUGAGUUGAAUGAAAUAUUUGAAAGCAAUUCGAAUGUGGCCUGUGGUGAAAAUGAUUGUGAUGAUAUCGACUGGGGCCCUACAAUAACAAUCUCCGAUAAUGAUCCGGUACCGGAAGCCUUUGAUGACAAUGACGAUAUAAUCAACACUAAUGAAGAUGAAUUUCUGAACUCAGAUAACGACGUUAAGGAAAUUGAAAUUCUCAGUGAUUCACGGCUUGACGUCGCUGAUGAUAACAUCGGCGAAUGCUGUGAAGGAAAGAAAGAUUUGGGAAGGGAAGAAACCGCAGGGAAACAGGUUCAUGAUUUGGGGAAGAAUUGUUGUUCUGAAUACGUGUUUGACGAUGAUUUCUUGCUUGACAGUGAACUGUGCAAUAUGGAGUACUAG
Molecule: messenger RNA, 1217 nt
Organism: Dendronephthya gigantea
Lineage: Eukaryota; Metazoa; Cnidaria; Anthozoa; Malacalcyonacea; Nephtheidae
Product: protein ZGRF1-like
Exons: 12
Coding region: 15-1217 (400 amino acids)
Source: RefSeq, a predicted model, not a curated record